AGAGUUUUGGCGGAAAUUAUCAAAAAUGAAACAAAAUCAAACAGAUUUUCGAUCGUAAUACAAUUUUUAAAUACAAGCACUUUUGUUAUUUCAUUUAAAACUAUUUUUAUAUUAUAUAAUUGAAUUAUCUAAUUUAUAGUAGACAAUACAUUCAAGUACAGGAAUUUACAAACAAAUCAAACAAAAUAUAAAACCAUAUUUUACAAAUUGGCGUAAAUUAAGAAUCGGGUAAUAUAUAAUAGUAUCAAUAAUAGUCACGGAAGAUCAAAUUACAAACAAAUUAUCAUAAAAGAAGAAAUUUUUAUUCGAAAAAAACUAUGGAGAGGGAAGUCAUAAAAGCGUUACAAAAAGGGGAAUAUACGCUGAAUAAAGUGAACAGUUACGGAGAAAAUUUAUUACACAUUAGUGCAGCAAAUGGUUGUAUUGAUAUCACAAAAGAAAUUUUUCGAAAACAUGAUUGCUGUCAUAUUAUUGAUAGAAAAAAUAAAUUUGGUUGGACACCAUUAAUGCUAGCAAUUCGCAAUAGAAACAUUAAAAUGGCUAAAUUUCUUUUACAAAGAAAUGCUAAUGUGAAUGAAUCAACUGAUUUAGGCAUGUCUGUUUUUGGAUUGGCAGCUGCAAUAAAUAAAGAUAUGUUUGAAACUAUAUAUGAAGCAUGUCCAUCAGCACUAUUGAAUUCCCUACAUGAUGAUGUUACACCACUUUGCAUUGCUGCUAUGAAAAAUGAUAAAAAUUUAUUUUUCAGAUUAAUAGAAUUAGGAUUUAAUGUUUCAAAAAGUAAUGACUAUACUUACUGUAUGAUGAAGCAGUCAAUAGUACCAGAAAUAAAAAAUUUGGCAAAAUAUUUUGACACAGAAGAUUAUUGGAACGAUAACUUAGACAACAUUCUUAUAGAAAAUGAACCAGAUAACAAGGACUGUCUAAGUCUUUCCGAAUUAGUAAAUAAAAAUAAUAGUAAUAAGUUUGCUUUAAAUGUUCAUAAGAUGCCGAUAGUUACAUUUGAUACUACAAUGUCCAAUAAUGUCAACUGUAGCAACAAUGUUAUAAAAGAUGCAAAUGUACUUUUAAAACCUUGCGCAUUAAGUUUAGAGACAAAUCAUUCAGAAAGUGUUCAGAGUAGUUUAAUUUCACCCACCUUGACUUGCAAUCUGAACGAACUGUUACCUACUUCUCCAAAUAUAUAUUUUACACAAAAUAAACAUAAUGAGGAAAUUAAUUUGAAUAUAAAAGAUGAAACAAAAGAUAAGCAAUUAUUUGUGAAUGAAGAUGAAGAUGAAGUAAUGCUAACUUGUCUAAAAGGUAGGAAGAAUGUAAGCGAAUUACCUUUGCAGAGAUUACAGUCCAUUUGGCCACAAGAUUUAAAUAUUCAACACAAAGAAGAUCUUGAUACUACUCUUGAAUAUGUGCCUGAAUUUAGUCCAUUGCGCCAACAAAAUAUUCCUCCAAAUAUGAAUGAUGAAAAUGUAUUUGGGGAAAAUACACCAACCCCACCACGUUACAGGACACCUCCAAGAGGAGUAAUUUUAAAUUCAGAAGAAGCAAAAAUGUUUGUUUUACUAAAACAUUACGGAUUAGGUCAAUACGUGUCUAUAUUUCUCGAACAAGAAGUUGACAUUGAUUUGUUUAUGACUUUGACUAAUGAAGAUUUAAUUGAAAUUGGUAUAAAAAAUGAAGCUGACAGAAAAGCAAUAUUAGAAGUGAUAAAUAGAUCAUAAAAAAUCAGUGAUACAAAAAGAAUUUAUUACAUUUUAUUAAUUACAUCUAAUUAUAUAUUAUUAUUUUAUUUGUUAUAUACUAAAGCUGCUUUAAUGUAUAAAGUUAAAAUUAUAAUAUGUUAUGUUAUAGCAUAUUAGUAUUAUUUUUUAUACUAACUUAGUACACUUAAGAACACAUAUGAUACAUUUCAAUUUUUGCUUAUGAAGAUACAUUUACAUACGAAAUGGCUGCAAAACUGCUGUAUUCUUGAUGUGUGACAAUACUUUAUCAAUAAGUACACCUUUUUUUGCUUUAGGAUCAUGUGGAAUUGAACGCUCUUUUAGCCAAUCACUGAAUUUACUAUUCUUUAGUUGAUCUAACUGAUUCAUUUUUACCAUUGUCUACACAAUAUUGUUUUGAUACUAUUUAAGGAGUUAUAGUAUAAUUAUAUGUAAUUUUGACUGAAUCAUACAGAAUUUAGAAACAUAAAUUUCUGUAUACUGGUACAGAUGAGCUGCUAUCUUUAUCAGAUUUAGCUUUUGAUAGUUUCUCCUUUAGUGUUAAAUGUUUUUGUCUUUGAUCUUUUUCCUGAGGUGGCUAUUUUUAAAUAGAGAAGAUUAUAAGCGAAGCAUAAACAAUGAAAGAUAAAAUAUAUCAUACAAAGAGAAUGUGGGAAAAGAUACCCCUUUUGUCUUAGCAUAAGAAUUCAUGUUUUGAAUUUUAAAGUAUGUAGAAAUUGUUUUUUCCUUUGAUACAGUAAAAUUUCGGUUUCUUGAUAUA
Messenger RNA from Bombus pyrosoma, 2475 nucleotides. RefSeq lists its product as uncharacterized. NCBI's taxonomy places the organism in Eukaryota, Metazoa, Arthropoda, Insecta, Hymenoptera, Apidae. Gene Ontology annotation, molecular function: protein binding. The record is from RefSeq and is a predicted model, not a curated record.